Molecule: messenger RNA, 1596 nt
Organism: Leopardus geoffroyi (Geoffroy's cat)
Lineage: Eukaryota; Metazoa; Chordata; Mammalia; Carnivora; Felidae
Gene: SNX5
Product: sorting nexin 5
Exons: 13
Coding region: 155-1453 (432 amino acids)
Biological process (GO): pinocytosis; intracellular protein transport
Cellular component (GO): endosome
Molecular function (GO): dynactin binding; phosphatidylinositol binding
Source: RefSeq, a predicted model, not a curated record
AUAAAUUCUCCCGCACGAGAGAGCGGGCUUUCUUGACACGUGCUUUGCUGGGAGAGCGUCUGCUUCUCCGCGUCCUUCUCGCGGCCCUGCGGUCGGUGGUUUCCGCGUGGCCCGGAGCGAGGCCAGGCGGCCCCCGCUCGAGUCCCGCGUCGCCAUGGCCGCGGUUCCCGAGUUGCUGCAGCAGGAGGAGGACCGCAGCAAGCUGAGAUCUGUAUCUGUGGACCUGAAUGUUGAUCCCUCGCUUCAGAUUGACAUACCUGAUGCACUCAGUGAGAGAGAUAAGGUCAAAUUUACAGUGCACACCAAGACAACGCUGCCCACGUUUCAGAGCCCAGAGUUUUCUGUUACAAGGCAACAUGAAGACUUUGUGUGGCUACAUGAUACUCUUAUUGAAACCGCAGACUAUGCUGGGCUUAUUAUUCCGCCUGCUCCUACAAAGCCUGACUUCGAUGGCCCUCGAGAAAAGAUGCAGAAACUGGGAGAGGGUGAAGGGUCUAUGACCAAAGAAGAAUUUGCUAAGAUGAAGCAAGAGCUGGAAGCUGAGUAUCUUGCAGUCUUUAAGAAGACUGUGUCCUCUCAUGAAGUCUUUCUGCAGCGGCUCUCCUCUCACCCUGUUCUCAGUAAAGAUCGCAACUUCCAUGUGUUCCUGGAAUAUGAUCAGGAUCUAAGUGUCAGGCGGAAAAAUACCAAAGAGAUGUUUGGUGGCUUUUUCAAAAGUGUGGUGAAAAGUGCUGAUGAAGUCCUUUUUUCUGGAGUUAAAGAGGUAGAUGACUUCUUUGAGCAAGAAAAGAAUUUCCUCAUUAACUAUUAUAAUAGGAUCAAGGAUUCAUGUGCAAAAGCUGACAAAAUGACCCGAUCUCAUAAAAGUAAAUACCAUUUACCCACUAGCCACCUUAGCUUUGCUCAGUGUGCCAGCUUUGUUCAUAUAAAAAGAGCUGCCCUUAUUUCUGCAGAUGUUGCAGAUGACUAUAUCCACACUGCAGCCUGCCUGCAUAGCCUGGCUUUAGAGGAGCCCACGGUCAUCAAAAAGUACCUUUUGAAGGUUGCUGAGCUAUUUGAAAAACUUAGGAAAGUAGAGAGUCGAGUCUCCUCAGAUGAAGAUUUAAAACUGACGGAACUUCUCCGAUACUACAUGCUCAACAUAGAGGCUGCUAAGGAUCUCUUAUACAGACGCACCAAAGCCCUCACCGACUAUGAGAACUCAAAUAAAGCAUUGGAUAAGGCCAGGUUGAAAAGCAAAGAUGUCAAGUUGGCUGAGGCACACCAGCAAGAAUGCUGCCAGAAAUUUGAACAGCUCUCUGAAUCUGCAAAAGAAGAACUAAUCAACUUCAAACGAAAGAGAGUGGCAGCAUUUAGAAAGAAUCUAAUUGAAAUGUCUGAACUGGAAAUAAAGCAUGCCAGGAACAAUGUCUCCCUCCUGCAGAGCUGCAUUGACUUGUUUAAGAACAACUGAUCUGCCUUUUCUCUGAAUGAAGGACACAAAUGUGAAAGAAAGCCAGCGUCACUUGCACUUAAAUCAUUACCACAGAAGAUUUAUUACCUUUGACUUUAGUUUAAAAUUAUGUGAAUAAAUAUUUUGAUUUCUAAAAAUCUUAA